AAGGCAAACGGAAAGAAACAAUUACUGUAUUUGUUGAAAUUAAUAGCUUUCACAUUCUAACUAGGAAAGAACUUACCAACCAAGACAGAUCCAACUACUCAAGCCAAUCAAGAGGGUACCUUAUAUUAUUGUGUUAGAUAGGCUUAGACCCAGAGUUGGUAUUAACAUUAACCAUCAUUUGCUUAAGCUUCAAUCUGAUAAUCGAUUCUAAGAUUUUGGCUGUGUAAGUAGUCAUAUCAUAUAGCAGUGUUGCUUCUUGAUCAUCCCCUUUGAUUCCCAAUCUUUGUAGCCAGCCAAAUUUACCACCACCCACCUGAAUCCUAAAUUUGUGAGAGACCCACCACCCAUAUAUCCCAGAGUGACCAAUCUUGAGUAUGCUCACAAGGUGUUCGAGGAUUUGCUUCGACUGGGCUGGGUUGUGCGUUUCAAUCAAAUCUUUAUUCAAGUUUCGAAUUGAAGUAUUAUUCAGCAGUCAACUCUUUGUUUAAACAAAUUAAACAAGCUCAACCAUUGAGUUAUCACACUGACGCGUUGGCUACAUCGUCUGAAACCAGUACACUACCAUACCUCCUUACCAUUAUUGCUUGUCAUUUGUGUUGUAUAUAUGCAUGUUUUCUUACCGCGUAUUUUCUGUAAUUGUUGCAGAUGCAAAUGGAGUCUUGAUGGGUCCGCAGGCUAAAGGAAGCGUAUACAUCUUUUCAUAUCCACAAGGUCUUCAGAAGCUUUUGAAGUUCAUGAAGCAUAACUACCAAUGUCCUAAAAUCUACAUUACUGAAAAUGUAAUCACAGAGGCAAGAAAAGACACACUUGCACUCGAUGCACAACUCAGGGAUCCGCAUAGAAUCGAAUGCAUUCUUGGCAACGAAGAAUGGGGUGAAUGUCAAAGGCUAUAUCCACUGGGCUGCAUUCAACGACUGGGAGUGGUCGGAAGGCUAUCUUGCAAGGUUCGGGCUUUACUAUGUCGACUACAAAGACAAUCUCAAGCGCAUUUCUUAAGAAUCUGCUAAGUGGCUUCCAAAAUUCGUACAGGGUCAGGACAUGUUAUAUGUAUAAGCUCAGACAUAAGCUCUAAAUGGUUGUUCCAGAAGCAGAUUUUCCUUGCAUAGAAUGGGAGAACUGUAAACAAAAUCGCAGAAAAAUGGAGAAACACACUCUUGGUUAAGUUUCAUAAGCUUGCCAUUUUCAUUCUGUUUAUUGGGUGAUGGCACCUAGGAAAGCCAUGUACUACCAUGUAUGUUGUUCAUCAACUCCUAACAGAGAAUUUGUUUGGAAACAGAG
Molecule: messenger RNA, 1278 nt
Organism: Fragaria vesca subsp. vesca
Lineage: Eukaryota; Viridiplantae; Streptophyta; Magnoliopsida; Rosales; Rosaceae
Product: beta-glucosidase 13-like
Exons: 3
Coding region: 609-1007 (132 amino acids)
Biological process (GO): carbohydrate metabolic process
Molecular function (GO): hydrolase activity, hydrolyzing O-glycosyl compounds
Source: RefSeq, a predicted model, not a curated record